CUGGUCACCUGACUAGUAAGAUGGCGUCCUCCGCGGGCCCCGAAUCCGAGCAGGGACGAGAUCCGCCGGGGGACCUCCGCAGCGUCCUGAUCACCAGCGUCCUGCACCUGGAGCCUCUGGACGUGGACCUCUUCCGGGGAAGACACUACUGGGUGCCAGUCACGCAGCGACUCUUUGGCGGGCAGAUAGUGGGCCAGGCACUGGUGGCAGCAGCAAAAGCCGUGACAGAGGACCUGGAAGUCCACUCGCUACAUUGCUACUUUGUGAGGGCAGGAGACCCCACCGUGCCCGUUCUGUAUCAGGUGGAGCGCCCCCACACCGGAAGGAGCUUCUCCGUGCGUUCAGUCAAGGCCAUCCAGCACGGGAAGCCCAUCUUCAUUUGCCAGGCUUCCUUCCAGCAGGCUCAGGCCAGCCCUGUGCAGCACCAGUUCCACAUGCCGGCUGUGCCUCUCCCAGAAGAACUGCUGACUCAGGAGCAGCUGAUCCAGAAGUACCUACGGGACCCAAACCUUCUAGAGAGAUACCGACAGGGGCUCCAAAAAAUGCUGGCCCAGGAAGUCCCCAUUGAGAUGAAGCCAGUGAAUCCACCCGACUUCUUUCACCAGAACCCGCAGGAACCCAAGCAGCUCUUCUGGGUGCGUGCCAAGGGCUACAUUGGCGAAUGCGACAUGAAGCUGCACUGCUGCGUCGCUGCCUACAUCUCUGACUACUCAUUCCUGGGGACAGCCCUGUUGCCCCACCGGCACCACACAGUGAGGUUCAUGGUCUCCCUCGAUCAUUCCAUGUGGUUCCAUGCACCCUUCAGGGCGGACCACUGGAUGCUCUACGAGUGCGAGAGCCCCUGGGCUGGUGGCUGCCGGGGCUUGGUGCACGGCCGCCUGUGGCGCAGAGAUGGCGUGUUGGCGGCCAGCUGUGCCCAGGAAGGGGUAAUCCGCGUGCAGGAGCAGCCUUUGGUGCUGAGGCUGCGGAGGGGGAGGGGAUCCGGGCCUUUCCUGGUCCUGGGUUGGCCUUGCGGUGCUCAGCCGGGCUGGGCAACAGUUGUGCCCGCUGUGCAGCUGUGCUGGCUCUGCUCAGCUGACCGCCGACUGCACAGGGAUGCUUUCAGGAUCUUGGCCUUCAGGGCUCACAUUCCUCCCCCCCUUCCUGCCAGGAAUGCUGAUGGUUUUCUGGAUGCUGAUGAGCUGGUCGAGAUCUUCCGGGUCUCUGGAGAGCACGUCACAGAAGAUGAGAUCCAGGAGCUCAUGAGGGACGGAGACAAAAACAACGAUGGGCGGAUUGAUUUUGAUGAGUUCCUGAAGAUGAUGGAGGGUGUGCAGUAAAGCGCGAGACAUUCCUGCAAGGCCAGCGGGGGGCAGCUCCCCACAGCCCAGCCGGCCCCCAGCCCAGCCGAGCUCACGAGCCCCCCCUCCUGCACCAGCUUGCUCUGCACAGCUCAGAGAUGCCUCUCCACUCCGCUCUGGAUCCCAUCGCCCCAACGCUGUGAAACCCUGUUUUUGACAUCGACACCUGAAUAAAGAGCAAUGGACUGGAA
This is a messenger RNA of Candoia aspera, 1531 nucleotides long. RefSeq names its product acyl-CoA thioesterase 8 (gene ACOT8). The coding region runs from base 21 to 1319 and encodes 432 amino acids. Gene Ontology annotation, cellular component: peroxisomal matrix. The transcript is spliced from 8 exons. The record is from RefSeq and is a predicted model, not a curated record. Gene Ontology annotation, biological process: fatty acid catabolic process; acyl-CoA metabolic process. Gene Ontology annotation, molecular function: calcium ion binding; fatty acyl-CoA hydrolase activity. Lineage: Eukaryota; Metazoa; Chordata; Lepidosauria; Squamata; Candoiidae.